This is a messenger RNA of Ambispora gerdemannii, 144 nucleotides long. Lineage: Eukaryota; Fungi; Glomeromycota; Glomeromycetes; Archaeosporales; Ambisporaceae. The record is from the annotation of a GenBank genome assembly.
AUGAAGGUAAUCCCACUUCCAUCUUAUGAUGAAGCUACAAAUGAGGUCAUUGUUACCAGAGCAACGUUAAUGGAGUGCAGAGGUAUUCGCCUUUCACCCAGUAAAUACAUCGAAUGGCAAAUUCGGGGAGAGGAAGACGAUUAG